Pedinophyceae sp. YPF-701 is the source of this 1386-nucleotide messenger RNA. Lineage: Eukaryota; Viridiplantae; Chlorophyta; Pedinophyceae. The record is from the annotation of a GenBank genome assembly.
AUGAGCUGCACUUUUGCGCUGUCUCGGGCUGCGAUCAGACGCUUCCGGUCAUGUCUGGUGCACAUGGGGAAGAUCAGCUCGGAGCUGGCCAUCGAGGUGCUCCCGACGCAGCUCGUCCUGCGCGCCAUCAACGGAAGCAAGUCGGCUUACCUGGCCGUGAGGUUCGAGGAGGACCACUUCGACUACUGGGAGCUCGCUGGGACGGCGGUCAUCCAGACGGGCGUCCUCAUGAAGGCCAUCCUGACGCCCCUGCGCUCCGUCGGCAGCGCUAGCUCGGUUCGUUUCCGCAUCGACUCGACGUCCAGCUACCUCGAGGUCGACGUGACCUGCGAAUCGGGCCUCCUCAAGACGUACCAUAUUUCCUACGCCGACGUCCAGGUCCUCGAGGCCACGGUCGACGGCUCCACGCUCGUCACGGCCGUCACGGCCCACUCCCCAAAGCUCAACAACCUCCUCGCGAGCUUCCAGGCGUCCGUCAACGAAAUCACCGUCGCCGCCUACCCGAAAAAUCACCCGCACGCCGCCGACGGCCGCGAAGUCACCAUCCAGUCCUACAGCGACCCGGCGCAGCAGGGCGCCUUCACCCACGUCGACAUCGACCCCGCGCUCUUCGCGGCCUUCGAGCACCGCUCCCCGCGCGCCUCGGACGUCACCUUCUCCGUCCACGAGCUGCGCGCCAUGGUCGCCCUCUGCGAGCUCCUCAGGGCGCGGGUUUGCAUCAAAUUCAGUCGCCACGGCGCGCCAGUCGUCGUUGAGCCCGACCCGGAGCCCGCGAACGAAACGGGACACGUGCGAAUGGACGUGACGGCGCAACUGGUGCUGGCCUCGCUGCCGGACUCGACACUGCCCCCGGAGGAGCAGCGACACUCCCCCCCGCCCGCGGAGCGCGCUCCCAGCGCCGCGCCCGCGCGCUCGCCGUCCGCGCGGCCCGCGCGCGGACCGCCCAGCGCGCCGACGGCGUCCCAGCGCCAGCAGCUGUCCCAGGCACACUCCCCCCCGGUUGCAGCGGCAGGGGGGGUGCGCAGCCCCGCCCCGACACCCCCCUCCGCGUCGAAACGCAGCCGCAUCCAGCGCAUGCUCGACUCGGACUCCUCGGGCGGCGAACCGACGCCCCCCGCGCCCGACGCGUUCCGUGGCUCCGGCACCGGCGCCGGCCCCGUUGGGUCUGUCCAGGGCGCGUACACUCCCCCCGGGGACAACGGAAGCCGCCAACCGCCCCCGCACGCGGCGCGCCGGCCACCCCCGCUCUGGGACGACGGAGAGAGCGCGCCCGGCGGUCUCGACGGCCCGGGGGGGAGUCAGGACGAGGAGGUACUGGCUUCUACCCCAACAGAGCAGAGACCCCCGUCAGGGUUCCCCGGAACGCGCCCCACGCAGUUCUCGUGA